Molecule: messenger RNA, 678 nt
Organism: Drosophila erecta
Lineage: Eukaryota; Metazoa; Arthropoda; Insecta; Diptera; Drosophilidae
Gene: ATPsynepsilonL
Product: protein stunted
Exons: 3
Coding region: 273-467 (64 amino acids)
Biological process (GO): proton motive force-driven mitochondrial ATP synthesis
Cellular component (GO): mitochondrial inner membrane
Molecular function (GO): proton-transporting ATP synthase activity, rotational mechanism
Source: RefSeq, a predicted model, not a curated record
AUAUGGUAGAAAAUAUUUAAAGAAUGUGAUCGAUUUGGUUUUAAAUCGAACUUUUAUCGCAUUCAUACAACUCCUAGUUCGAUUAAGUUUGUCAACCUGGCUAAAGAAAGAAAGUCAUCGAUAUACAGACAUGUGCUUUGUCAUUUAUUAAGAGAUCUUUAAGUGAGAAGGUCAGAAAGUAAACCAGGUGCCUAAUCUUGAAAAGAAAACUGUGUUUUAUAUCAGAUUCUUCGAAUUCCUUUCCGAAGCAGUGAAUCCCAUAUUACUGCAAGAUGAAAGUGUGGAGAGAUGUAGGUCUUACCUAUAUCCACUAUUCCAACAUCGCAGCCCGCGUGGUGCGAGAGGCCCUGCGAGUGGAGCUCCGUGCAGAUGCCGCCAAGCGAAACAUUAGCCAUGUGAAGUUCACUCCCUGGGUGAACGGAAGGCCUGUGCCACGCAAGAAGAAGGAGCCCACAUCCGAGUCCUAGGCGCCUUUGUGGCCCAUUUGGAUGAUUAGUUCACCAUGUUCCAUCCUUUAUAUCCGCUGUCGCGAUUCUAUAAUAAUAAUUUAAAUGAAUUUGAAUCACUAAUGGACGGGCUUUUGUUUUUGAAAACUUCACAGUUCAUUCUAAAGUACAACACAGUUCUGUAUUUAAAUACCAUUUAAAUAAUAAUAUACACAACAUUUAGCAUACAUUC